Paraglomus occultum is the source of this 3762-nucleotide messenger RNA. Lineage: Eukaryota; Fungi; Glomeromycota; Glomeromycetes; Paraglomerales; Paraglomeraceae. The record is from the annotation of a GenBank genome assembly.
AUGAGCGACUACAAAUACUUGAAAGGAAAGAAGACUGUUGGAGUUAUCGGAUGUCCGUUUAGCGGUGGCCAGCCUAGAAGGGGGGUAGACUUGGGCCCACUAAGAAUAAUUGAAUAUGGCUUGUUAGAACAGCUUAUUGACCUGGGAUGGGAAGUCGAGUUUGACGGUCACCGCAAUUUAGAAAAAUUACGUCCCACAUAUGAUCCUGAUAUUGGCAAACUUAAGCAACCGCGCUUUGUUUCGAAAGUAUGUCGGGAGGUUUCCAAAACAGUUGAAUCACACGUGAGGAAGGGACAGUUGGCAUUGACACUUGGCGGGGACCAUAGUUUAGCCAUGGGAACAGUUUCGGGAACUUUUGCAGUACAUCCAGACGCGGCUUUGAUUUGGGUUGAUGCACACGCGGAUAUCAAUACACCCGAAACAACCACAUCAGGCAACAUCCACGGCUGCCCUGUAUCUUUUCUUCUUGGCAUUGCAGGCAAAGUUGAAGGAUUCGCAUGGCUCAAGGGAUGCCUCAGGCCCGAGCAAUUAGUGUACAUUGGACUCAGAGACGUUGAUCCGCCGGAAAAGAAGAUUCUAAAGCAAUAUGGGAUCAAAGCAUUUUCAAUGCAUGAAGUAGACAAGUACGGGAUUGGUAAAGUCAUGGAAAUGGCUUUAGAUCAUGUAUGUCCGGAUAGAAAUACACCGAUUCAUUUGAGUUUCGAUGUUGAUGGUUUGGAUCCUUCUGUUGCGCCUAGUACCGGUACGCCUGUACGUGGAGGCCUUACAUUCCGAGAGGGACAUUACAUCUGUGAAGCAAUUUGUGAAACGGGAUGUCUGGUUGCUGUUGAUAUAAUGGAGGUUAAUCCGACAUUACAAGAUGAAGCAAGUAUAGAGGAAACUGUUACUAUUGGUUGUUCUCUUGUUCGGAGUUGUCUGGGCGAGCCAGCUACCCAGAAAGAAGUUUUGGCGCGUGUGGGGGCACUUAACAUACAAGUUAAUAAUCUUUGUCAAUUUUUACCACAAGACAAAGUCAGCGAAUUUGCACAGAUGAAUCCGCCAGAACUACUGGUGGAGACGCAACGUGCAGUAGGGGAUGCACAAUUAGGUCAAUGGCAUGAAAGUUUAAAGAAGUUACGUAACGAAGAGAAGGAUCUAGCGCUGAGUGCCAAAGGGGAUAGCGAGCAGGUGGAAAAUUUAGAGAAACGGAACCAAUUAUUAGAAAGAGACGUAACGAGAUUUCGAGAGCGCGAGUCUAUAAUGCGACGGGUGAGGUUGCUAGAAUUGCGUAUCCCGUUUGCCAGAUAUGCUGCAGCAAAGGAUGAAUACGACAGAGCCAAACGGGAGCGAGAGGCUGCACAUUUGAACUAUAAACGUAUUGAGGAAGAACAUGGUCCCGCCACUCGGGCGAAAACUUCUAUCGAACGAAACGCUCAAUCGGCACUGCAAUCGAGAAGGGAUAAUCAAGAUGCUUUGAGAGUGAAAACGACAGAAAUUGAUAGAAUCGUUCAGCGUCUUGAACAACUGGAGGGGGACGGAGACGACGCACGACGGGCGGUCAGUGAAGCAAAACACAAAGAGAAGCAAAGACAAAAUAGAAUUGCCGGAUUACGUAAUGAGAUACAACAGCUUGAGGCAGUAGUUGCUGGACCACCUCCAGAAUGUAAUACCGAGGAGAUACAGCGUCAACUUGAUGCAGUAAAUAAUAGGUUAAGACAAAUAAGCGAAGACAUGGCGGCGAUACAAGCACAACAAGAAGAUGAAAGUGAUGAGCAGAAAACUGUUAUGAGACAAUACCGUAGUUGUUCGGAACAACGGCAAGCUCUCGCCAAUGUUAAAGAACGUCGCCUGGAGUCCCUGCGCGAGAGCGAUUCUGACAUGUACAAUGCCGUACAUUGGCUCAGGCGCAAUCAGAAUCGGUUCGCAAAACCCGUUUACGAACCGAUAUAUCUCGAGAUUAACGUAAAAGAAAAAAAGUUUAUCGAUGCAGUUGAAGCUGUUGCCGGACAGGCUAUAUUAAAGACUUUUGUCUGCCAAACAGCAGAGGACUAUAAACUGUUUACAGGAGAAGUGAUAGAUUCUCAACGCUUACGCGUGAACGCUAUUUGUUGCGUUGAUAAAGUUUUGGAGAAUUUUAAGCCGCCAGUUCCACUCCGAGAAAUGAAACAAAGGUACGGGAUGGAGUGUUACCUUUUGCAACAGGUUGAGGGACCAAAUCCUGUUCUUACGGUACUUUGUUCCGAGGCGAAUUUUCAUGCAGUGCCUUACGCCGCGAAAGAGAUAGACCAUGAAUCUUUUGUACAAUCCGUGAGAUCCUUCAGGGCGUUCACAUAUAUUUGUGGCGAUAUGCAGUAUCGCGUUGGGUUUUCGCAAUACGGUAAAAAAUUACCGCAGUCGAAUACUUUCCGAAUGAGACCCGGACGAUUUUUGACCGAUUCGAGGAAUAUGCAAAGAAUGCAUGAGCUCGAUGCUCAAUUGAAUUCGCUCAGAGAACGUCGUGAAAAGAUCGAAGCGGCCAUGCAGAGAUUAAAACGCGAGGAAGAUACAUUUCGUGCAGAAGAUGAGGAGCUACGAGAAAAGAAGCAUCAACUAACCGAAGAAAAAAGGCAAUUAAUGAAAGAGCGAACAGACUAUGAACGAGCAAAAGUCAAACUUCAAGCACGUCAGCAAAGUUUAGACGACGAGUUGGGUCGCCCGAAUUACUUAACACAAGCCGAAUCUCAAUUCCGGACAAUCAUCCAGGAUUUUGGACGACGGCGUUGCAGAUUAGUAAAAGAUUAUCAAGUGGCAUUGCGGGAAAUUUUACGUUUAUUUAGGGAGAAGACGGGAGCAGCGUUUAAGCAUAUGCAGGCACAGGCAGAAUUGGUGGCGCUUGCCAGACGUGUAGCAGAGAGAGAUGAUGCCUUGAGAGAAGCACGAACUAAAUUUAAUGAUGCUGAACGCAAGUUCAACGCUGCCAAGGAUCGCGCAAGACAACUUUUAGAUGAAGCCAAAGCGGGCACCGAUAACCUAGACGAGCAAACUCGACAAGAGUUCCAAGACGUAGGACGGGAUAUGACGCUUGAAGAGCUUGAGGAUGCAUUAGUUAGCGAGCGCGCAAAGGCGGAAUUGUACUUCUCGAUUUCUCCACAUAUCGUUCAGCAAUAUAAUCAACGGAAAGCCGAGAUUGAUGCGUUGAAAGAGAAAUUGUCUGGCAAAGAAUCGCGCUUGGCGGAACUAUCAACUGAAAUGACCACGAUACGUGAUAAAUGGGAAUCAAAGCUAAACGAGAUUGUGAAGAAUAUAAGUGCAAAGUUCUCUGCUGCAUUCGAUAAGAUUGGAUGCGCAGGUGAGGUGCGCGUGAGUACACAUGAAGAUUAUGAUAAAUGGGGAAUUGACAUAUUAGUAAAAUUCAGGGAUCACGAGAAACUCCAAGUUUUGACUGGACAAAGACAAUCUGGAGGCGAACGUUCGGUAUCAACAAUUAUGUACUUGAUGUCUCUACAAGAGCUCGCCAAGGCUCCAUUCCGAGUAGUCGAUGAAAUAAAUCAAGGAAUGGACCCCCGUAAUGAACGUAUGGUUCAUAGUCAGAUGGUGCAAGCUGCGUGCAGACCAAACACAUCACAGUACUUUUUGAUUACUCCUAAAUUACUCCCUGACCUGGAGUACAACGAGAGAAUGAAGAUUUUAUGUAUCUACAAUGGAGAAUGGUUGCCCAAUAAGUUUGAUUGGCAGAAAUAUAUAAAGAAUAAGCAGCGAUCAGGGAACGACGCAAAAGGCAAGAAGAGGAAAGCGGAAGUAUAA